This is a messenger RNA of Hermetia illucens (black soldier fly), 4203 nucleotides long. RefSeq names its product voltage-dependent calcium channel subunit alpha-2/delta-3 (gene Ca-Ma2d). Gene Ontology annotation, molecular function: voltage-gated calcium channel activity. Gene Ontology annotation, cellular component: voltage-gated calcium channel complex. The record is from RefSeq and is a predicted model, not a curated record. The coding region runs from base 236 to 3814 and encodes 1192 amino acids. The transcript has 12 exons. NCBI's taxonomy places the organism in Eukaryota, Metazoa, Arthropoda, Insecta, Diptera, Stratiomyidae.
ACUACGACAUCUCCACGGCAAGACGGAAAUAAAGAAUUUUCCUCCUCGUGAAAAUUUUUUUCCUGCACCGGGAAAAGUGAAAACGGGGUUAAGUGAAAAAUUUAUGAAUAUCCUUUUAUUGUGUGAUCUUGACCCUUUGAUGCGUAUGGUGUAGGUCGUAUCGUGUUGUAGUUAAGUGAAAAUGUUUUUAUGGUGCUAAGAGAUAGCGGGUAUUUUGUAAAAUGUUAUAGAGAAAAUGUUAAUCACGCGAAAAAUUAGAAUCCCUCAACGUUGCCUUAUUCUUUCUGCAAUCGUUAUAUUUUCUCUAGUUUGUACACACUUAGAGCCUACGACAGCGAGUCUGGAAGACGAUGCUAUAUCAAAAUGGGCUGAUAAAUUCGGUGACGAACUAUGGGAACUCGGCAAACGUAUGACAAAAGCGCCGGAAAUAAAGGCGAAAUACAAAGAGUACAAUGCGCGAGUUGAAAGGAAAGAUGGCGAAGCGCUAAUUAAAUCAAUCGUCACGAGUGUCGGACGAAUGUUAUCGAGGAAAAUUGAUGCAAUUCGUUGCAUAUUGAAUGCAGCUGAAGAAGAAGCAGAGAUGUUUGAGUAUAAUGAAACAAUUGCCGAGAAUUUCACGUAUUAUUCCAGCAAAUACUCAACUUUUGAAGGAUACCGUGCCACCGAGCUAGUAGAAUCCUUAAUGGUUAACGAAGGCAUGUACUUGCCGUUUGACCUCAAUCAAGACACUCAUUUCUACAAUAUUUCGGUUAAUACGUCUUAUAGUUCCGUCCACGUACCGUCGAAUAUUUACGAUAAAGGCCCUGAGGUUAUGGAAGCAAUCAUGUGGUCGGAGGCUCUUGACAAAGUUUUUGUACAAAAUUAUAACUCAGACCCAGCAUUAUCCUGGCAGUAUUUUGGUUCUGAUACCGGCAUCCUGCGGCAUUAUCCCGCCAUGCAAUGGGAUAAUAAAACUGUUGACGUGUAUGAUUGCCGCAAACGUUCCUGGUACAUUGAAACGGCUACAUGCUCUAAAGAUAUAGUAAUUUUGGUAGAUAACUCAGGGUCAAUGACCGGUUUCCGACAACAUAUAGCCAGGCUUACGAUUCGCAGCAUCCUGGAUACCUUCUCCAAUAACGACUUCCUCAAUAUUUUCAACUAUUCAGCGACGGUGGAUGAUUUGAUCCCCUGUUUUAAAGGGAUGUUAGUUCAGGCUACUCCUGAGAACCUUGAUGUUUUUGAAAAGGCGACAAAGAACAUGUUCGCUGAGGGUUACGCCAACGUAACCAAAGCAUUUGAAAAGGCAUUUGAUCUUCUAGAGCAAUACCGAAUUCAACGACGCUGCAAUGAAUCUGGAUGCAAUCAAGCUAUAAUGCUCAUUACCGAUGGCCUGUCAGCAAAUAUGACAGAAAUUGUAGCGCAGUACGAUAAAGUCGACUAUGGAAAUUCAACGAAAAUACCAGUUCGCAUUUUUACAUAUUUGUUAGGGAAAGAAGUGACAAAGGUGCAAGAGAUACAGGAAAUAGCGUGUAAAUUUCGUGGUUACUAUUCACAUAUACAAACUUUGGAUCAAGUGCAAGAGGAAGUAUUGAAAUACGUUGACGUUAUAGCUGUUCCUCUGGUCCUUCAAGGAGAACUGCAUCCUCCAACAUGGACACAUGCAUUUGCUGACAGAACUCAUGACCAACAGGACACCGAUACUCCGCCCAGAUUGAUGAUUGCCGUGGGUGUGCCCGCAUUUGAUAGGAAGAUGGGUCAUAAGAAUGGAACGCGACAUGCUCGGUUGCUAGGAGUUGCAGGAACUGAUAUUCCAGUGGAAGAUAUUGAUAAACUGUCUCUACCUUAUAUGCUCGGAGUCAACGGAUACAGUUUUAUAGUGAGCAAUAAUGGUUAUGUUUUGCUUCACCCAGAACUACGCCCAAGUGAGAAGAACCGCCUCAAGCGGAAUUAUAACAGCAUAGAUUUCACGGAAGUAGAACAGAUCAAUGAUGGCCGACCUGUGCGUGACCCGGGUGAACUGUUGCUGGAUCUUCGGAUGAACUUAGUGAACCAUAAAUUUGGCAAUCUAACUCAAGUUCCUGUCAAGUUCCAUUACGAUAAUAUGCGGCGGGUUUCACCGGAGUAUCAAGACUUCUUUUAUGCUCCACUGAAAGACACCCCUUUCUCACUAGGGCUUGUCCUUCCAAGCUCUUAUGGAAAAACUUGGAUCAAAGUUGGUGAUGAAGUGAAAAGAAACCAGCAUAUGAACAUAAAUAUUUCGGAAUUUUUCGUUGGAGAGAACUGGAAGGUGCAUCCAUUGUGGGUUUAUUGUAAAUAUCAUUAUUUGGAGGGACAUGAGUUCAAAACACCCGAAGAUGAGCUUAGACAUUUCUUGAAGAAGAUGAGCGAGCCAAACUGGGAAUGGAAGGAGCAGUACUCAAUUGAUGAGGAAGCGGAAGACCCUAGUAAUGCGCAAGCCAGUUGCACCCGUAAGAGCCUUGAUGAUGACGCCCACUACUGUAAUAAGGAAUUAGUACAACUUUUGAUUUUCGACGCCAAAGUAACAAACACAAGCUAUGGCACGUGGAAGUUUUCUAGUCAAUAUGAAAAGGAACUGAUCGAACGCUACAAUGCCACCCUACGCUUCGUGGCCACAAUGAGUGGUUUGACCCGCUGGCAAUUCAUUUUUGGCGAAAUUGAAGUUGACACCGAUCAAGAAUUCGGUGACUACCACAUGAAUGCGAUUGACGAAACUUGGUACAAAAGUGCCAUCUUGCAGCAUGCAAUCGAUCCUGAGAGUUUCGUAUAUUCUGUUCCGCACGUAGAGGACCCAAUAGAGGAGGAGGACCGAAAGGUCACAUCGUCUCAUGCCAUCUUUCCUAGAGAUGGAGGACUAGAAGCACCGGGUUGCGUCGUAGGAUUUCAGUUUUCACACUCAAUGAUGUGGGAGCGAUUUUUUAACAUCACUUCGGAGGAAUCAUGCAACGGCUGUGUGAAGACUUGCAACACCGACGAGCAUGAUUGCUACGUUAUCGAUAACAACGGAUACGUCGUGCUUUCGGAAAACCUAAACGACACUGGAAAGUUCUUUGGUGCAAUUGAAGGCGCUGUUAUGGACGACAUGGUACAAAACAACAUUUUCAAGAAUAUCACAGUAUUCGAUCUGCAAGGAAUGUGCUCGGAAACAAUAAUAGAUACAAGUGAUGGAUCAAGGCUAAUUACGCCUAUAAAGUUACUUACCCUCGGACUUGAUUGGCUCGUCACUGAAGUCAUGUGGUAUUGGAACCGACUAAAUAUGUGGGUUGAAGGACUUCCAUUUUAUGACGACCCAGAACAAGACUAUGAUACCGCGACUAUCCCCCCACCUCCGGUGAAAAGGAAGCUCCGUAAGGGCCAAGACGAAGACGAAGAAGAAUAUUUUAGCCGCCCACCCGAAAAAAAAGAAAUAACCAUUUACUACCCCUGCGAUAAGAUGUCCAACUUGUAUAUCCUUCAGCAGGAGCUUUUCAUUCGCGGAAAUGAUUUCGAUACCAAAAUUCAAGCGAACUGUUCGAGGCCAUACCACGUAAAGCGGAUACCAAAAUCGAACCUUCUCAUGGUUGUCAUCAAAACCAUGUACCAUACAUGCUAUCGAUACCUGACCGCGUCACCUCAGAUUAUAUCAUACGACGUUGAUGCACCGUGUCAUAAGUUGAACUUAAAUCACUUCCCAAGAAGGAGGUUGGAGGAGUGUUACACCGAGCAUCCUGAUGAAGAGGCGUACACAUACUGUGGCAAUGCUAAUUCGAUUUAUCUCGGGGCGGCGACUGCUUUCUGGAGUACAGUUGUAUUGAUAGGAUUUGGAUUGUUUGCGUAAAUUCUGGAGAAAUGAUUGUUCCGUUUCUUAUAUUUUUGGAAAGACAUGUUUCCUGGGUGCAAUAUGAAUUGAAAAUUAUGUUGGUCUACACUUUUAUUUUACACUACAAAGCCAAAACAUGAUGGAGUAGUCGACAAAGGAUAAGUAUUUUGGUAAAUACGAUUUUGUAACUAUUUAGAUGAACAAAUUGUAUAGAUUACCGACACCUAACUACCAUAAAUAACAUGCAUUAAUAUAUCCUGCAUCAUUUAUGACAAGUACACUACCAUGUAAUUCUGAAUUUCUUGUAAUCCUCCCCAGUCGAUGUUUGUAGUACAAUCAGGCACUCAUUAUGAUAUUUCUAUAAAUAAGGUCAAACCUUUGAAAAGCAAUAAUUCAGUUAUUUGCAA